AUGUUCACAAGAACGAUAUCCAUCCUACUCCUCGUUCUCACAGUAUCCUCGGCCUUUGCUUCUCCCCUGAUCCGGGACCAGAGCGAAGAUGGUAUUGAGACGAAGGCAUUGAGCAAGCGCGGAGCUGUGCUAAGUGCACAAUUUGCCACCGAGUCCGAGGCUAGUGGUGUCUUCAUAUUGGAGAAUAACCUUUGGGGCGAAGCUGCUGCCACGAGUGGCUCUCAAACGUCGCAGGUGACUGCCACGAGUGGCACGACUAUCACAUGGCAUACCACCUACACCUGGGCAGGAGGACCUUUCAACGUCAAAAGCUAUGCCAAUCUCGAUCUCCGUCAAGGCCUCGGAAAAUCCCUGACUUCUAUUGCCUCAAUACCUACGACCUGGGAUUGGACUUACACCACUGCGAGCUCCGACCUUGUCGCUGACGUGUCCUACGACAUGUGGUUGUCUAACUCAGCCACCGGGAUGGGCUCGUCAAGUACUUCGACUUUCGAAGUGAUGGUCUGGUUGAGUUCGCGCGGAGGCGCUGGACCUGCUGGCUCGCAAAUUGGCACAGCUAACGUCAAUGGCGUAAUAUGGAACCUCUUCCGCGGCACCGUCGAGACUUGGACCGUCCUCUCCUUUGUCGCUCCUUCCGAGAUCACCUCUUUCAGCCAGGACCUCAAGCCCUUCUUCACUUUUUUGACCGCGAACCAGGGCGUGCCGGCUGAUAGCUUCUUGGUGCAGUUACAGGCGGGGACGGAACCUUUUGUUGGCUCCGCAACGCUCACGACCUCCGCGUACAACACUGUCAUCAACUGAAGGAGGUACGCGGUAAAGGUUUCCAAGCUUGGAGAUUCCAUGGUUUGGUUAGCCUGUCAAACAUCAUUUUUCAAUGUUCGCGUUUCGUGCUCAUGGGGAAGUCCAUGUACUGCACUGUGAGCUCGCGAUCGAUUUUUGGCCAGC
Stereum hirsutum FP-91666 SS1 is the source of this 945-nucleotide messenger RNA. RefSeq names its product glycoside hydrolase family 12 protein. Gene Ontology annotation, biological process: polysaccharide catabolic process. The coding region runs from base 1 to 801 and encodes 266 amino acids. NCBI's taxonomy places the organism in Eukaryota, Fungi, Basidiomycota, Agaricomycetes, Russulales, Stereaceae. The transcript has 9 exons. The record is from RefSeq and is a predicted model, not a curated record. Gene Ontology annotation, molecular function: cellulase activity.